Macrosiphum euphorbiae (potato aphid) is the source of this 978-nucleotide messenger RNA. Lineage: Eukaryota; Metazoa; Arthropoda; Insecta; Hemiptera; Aphididae. The record is from the annotation of a GenBank genome assembly.
AUGGCAGACGGUGAACCGUUGAGUAUAGACAGCAUAAUCGCACGACUAUUAGAAGUAAGAGGAUGUCGUCCUGGUAAAACAGUACAAAUGUCUGAAGCAGAAGUCCGAGGAUUAUGUUUGAAAUCUAGAGAAAUAUUUUUACAACAACCAAUUUUAUUAGAUUUAGAAGCACCUUUAAAAAUAUGUGGAGAUAUACAUGGACAGUACACUGACUUGUUGCGUUUAUUUGAAUAUGGAGGCUUUCCUCCAGAAGCAAACUAUUUAUUUUUGGGAGAUUAUGUUGAUCGUGGAAAACAGUCCUUGGAAACUAUAUGCCUUUUAUUAGCAUACAAAAUAAAAUAUCCAGAAAACUUUUUUCUCUUACGAGGAAAUCAUGAAUGUGCCAGCAUAAACAGGAUCUAUGGAUUUUAUGAUGAAUGUAAAAGACGUUACAAUAUAAAAUUGUGGAAAACAUUUACCGAUUGUUUUAAUUGUUUACCUAUCGCUGCUAUUAUUGAUGAGAAAAUAUUUUGUUGUCAUGGUGGACUUAGUCCUGAUUUACAAGGAAUGGAACAAAUUCGACGUAUUAUGCGUCCAACUGAUGUCCCAGAUACUGGUUUGUUAUGUGAUUUAUUGUGGUCUGAUCCGGACAAAGAUGUAACUGGUUGGGGGGAAAAUGAUAGAGGUGUUUCUUUUACUUUUGGUACAGAUGUCGUAGCAAAAUUUUUAAAUAGGCAUGACUUAGAUCUCAUAUGUAGAGCACAUCAGGUUGUAGAAGAUGGCUAUGAAUUUUUCGCUAAGAGGCAAUUGGUUACAUUGUUUUCUGCUCCAAACUAUUGUGGGGAAUUUGAUAAUGCAGGAGGAAUGAUGUCUGUUGAUGCAACACUAAUGUGUUCAUUUCAAAUUUUGAAACCAUCUGAAAAGAAAGCGAAGUAUCAAUAUUCAGGAUUAAACUCGGGAAGACCGUCUAGUAAUACAACUGCUGUGAAAAAGAAAUAA